This is a messenger RNA of Sorghum bicolor (sorghum), 1554 nucleotides long. RefSeq names its product BTB/POZ and MATH domain-containing protein 1. The coding region runs from base 110 to 1252 and encodes 380 amino acids. Gene Ontology annotation, biological process: protein ubiquitination. The record is from RefSeq and is a predicted model, not a curated record. Gene Ontology annotation, molecular function: protein binding. NCBI's taxonomy places the organism in Eukaryota, Viridiplantae, Streptophyta, Magnoliopsida, Poales, Poaceae. The transcript has a single exon.
UUAGGGGAAAAGCUUGAGAUUCACACCCCCCCAAACCCUCGCGGUCCGUAGCUAUUCCAUUCCAUUCCAUCCAUCUCGUCCCCUUCCCAUCGCCGGCACGGCCACAAUAAUGUCGUCCUCGUCCUCGUCCAUGGCCCGGGCGUCGUCGUCGUCCUCCUCCAUCGUCGCCAACUCCGCUUCCGGCUCGCACGUGCUCAAGAUCGACGGCUACACGCGCACCAAGGGCCUCGCCACCGGCAUCCACCUCAGGUCCUGCUCCUUCCGCGUCGGCGGCCACUCCUGGCACCUUGCCUACCUCCCCAACGGGGACACCGAGCAAAAUGCCGACUUCAUCUCGUUCUUCCUCGUCCUCGAGGACCCCCCGGCCAACGGCGCCCCGGUCCUCGCGCAGUUCUGCGUCGCCCUGCUCGACCGCGCCGGCAAGCCGGUGCCGUCCCAGACCCAGGCCCACCCCGUCACCCGCUUCACCGCCACCGCCGCGCACUGGGGCUUCAACAUGUUCAUCCGGAGGCAAAUGCUCGAGAGGUCGAGGUACCUCAACCCCAAGGACGACUCCUUCUGUGUCCGCUGCGAGGUCAGCGUCGUCACCGGCUUCCACGCCGAGGACGCCGCCUCCGUCGCUGCUGCCGCCGCCGCCGCCAAAGCCGCCGCCGCCGCGUGCGUCCGUGUCCCGCCGUCGGACCUGUCGCGGAACUUCGGCGAACUCCUGCGGAGCGAGCUGGGUGCCGACGUGCGCUUCCGGGUGGAAGGGGAGGACUUCGCCGCGCAUCGCUAUGUGCUCGCGGUAAGAUCGCCGGUGUUCAUGGCCCAGCUAUUCGGCGCCAUGAAGGAGGCCAAGGGCGACUGCUGGGUGGAGAUCGAUGACAUGAGGGCAGACGUGUUCAGGAAUUUCCUGCACUUCAUCUACACCGACGAGCUGCCCAAGCCCGAUGAGCCCAAUAAUAACGAAGAGGCCCUCAUGGCGCAGCACCUGCUCGUCGCCGCCGACAGGUAUGGCAUGGAGAGGCUCAAGCUCAUGUGUGAGGACAUUCUGUGCAAGCACAUCGAUGUUAGCACCGCGGCCACCACGCUGGCCCUUGCUGACCAGCACCGAUGCCAGGGGCUCAAGGAAGCAUGCUUUCAGUUCCUCAAGAAGUCUCCUGGGUCGCUGAAUGCUGUCAUGGCAACUGAUGGAUUUGACCAUCUGGCCAACAGCUGCCCGGCCAUCAUAAAGGAAUUGAUGUCUAGACUUGCUGCAACCCAUUCCAACUGAACAAGAUUAAGGGUACAUGCAUGUCCAACAUGCAUGACAUAUAUGGAAAUUAGUUUCAGCAGCAAUGCAAGAUGCUGCAGCUGUCCACUCCCCCUGUUACUGUUAGUCACAAGUGCCGCUCCGGAUAUGCAUGCUAUGUAUGUUUAGUUAAUCUUAUUAUACUUUAUUUAGUUAUAUGCGAUAUCCCAUAUGUAUGUUUAAUUAGUUAAUCUUGUUAAACUUUGGUUUUGGAAGGAGAACUAUUCCUAGGGGAAAUCCUUUCAAUAUAUUGUAGUUUUAUUGUUUUUUCUUUGUUUCGUAGA